Messenger RNA from Amborella trichopoda, 3330 nucleotides. Its product is annotated as putative pentatricopeptide repeat-containing protein At3g23330. Gene Ontology annotation, cellular component: intracellular membrane-bounded organelle. Gene Ontology annotation, molecular function: protein binding; RNA binding. Gene Ontology annotation, biological process: RNA modification. Lineage: Eukaryota; Viridiplantae; Streptophyta; Magnoliopsida; Amborellales; Amborellaceae. The record is from RefSeq and is a predicted model, not a curated record.
UUUUCGGAAUUUUUUUUGGUUCCAUUUUCAUUUCUCUCUGUUUUUUUCAAGGGUUUAUCUGAUAACUUCAUCGCUCUAGGGUCAGGGUUUUCUGAUAGAGCGAAGACAGUGAAGUCGAGGGAAAACCAGAACUCCAAGUUUCAAGAAAUGGAGGGAGUUAUUAAAGAAAGCAGCCCAAGAGAUCAAUGGCAAAGGAAGCCCAACUAUAUCGAACCCAUGUUUCGAAUCGAAUCAAAUAGACUCAGUGAAUCCUUGCAAGCUUGCACUAGUGAAAGAAACCUAAGAAGGGGUCUAGCGCACCACUCUCACAUGAUAAAGGUGGUUUCUAUCAGCUGUAUAUCACUAUGGAACAAACUCAACAACAUGUAUAGUCAAUGUGGGCAUCUCAAUUAUGCAUCAAGAGUCUUUGAGAAUAUGUUAGAGAGAGAUACAAUCUCUUUCAAUACAAUUAUUUCGGCUUAUCUCAAUCACAGGUUCCACAACAGGGUCUUUUCUAUGUAUUCUAUGAUGAAAGAAGCUGGUCUGAUCCCUAAUUCCAUCACUCUGACCUUGCUUUUCAAGGCCUGCAAUUCUCUUUCUAGUGUGAACCCUUUAACGCAAAUUCACGUUGAAGCCCUAAAGCGUGGUCUUAAUUCAGAUGGUUUUGUAGGUAGUUCAUUGAUCGAUGGCUAUUCGAAACUUCGAGAGAUUGGUGAAGCAAGGCAGGCCUUUGCAGAUAUCUCUAAAGUAGACUUGGUUUCUUGGAAUGUAAUGAUCAAUGCUUACAUAGAGAACUCUUGUGAUGAAGAAGCCAUUGAAACCUUCUCUCAAAUGAGGAGAGAGGGCCUAAAACCUGAUGGCUUCACCCUAACCAGUAUACUUGGGGCAUUUUCCGGGGGACAUGAAGUUGGAGAUCAGCUCCAUGGAUGCCUGAUAAAAGAAGGCUUAGCUUUCAAAACCCCAGUUGUAAAUGCAUUAUUGACCAUGUAUUCUAAGAGUAAGAAAAUGGGCAGUUCCAGUAAACUCUUUGCUAGAAUGCAAGCUCCAAAUCUUAUUUCUUGGACGGCCAUGAUCGCUGGGUUUGCUCAAAAUGAUUUAAACCAUGAAGCUGUGAGGUUUUAUCAGGGGAUGCAGAGAGAAGGGAUGCGAGAAAACCAGUUCACAUUAGCUAGUGUUCUCCCUGCCUAUGGUGGCCUCGCCACCUUACAACAAAGCCAACAAGUUCAUGCUCGAAUCCUCAAAUUAGGAUUCGUGUCAGAUGUUUUAGUGGCAAAUGCUCUGAUUGAUUCAUAUUCAAAGUGUGGAAGUUUACUAGAGGCUCAUCUAUUGUUUCAAACCCUGAAUUACAGGGAUGUGGUCUCAUUCACUGUGAUGAUAGGGGCGUUUUCUCAGCAUGGAAAAUCCAAAGAAGCAUUGAGUUUGUUCAAAAGAAUGGAGAGAGAAGGAAUGAGACCUGAUGAGAUAACCUUUUUGGGUCUUCUCUCAGCUUGCAGCCAUGGUGGAUUGGUUAAAGAAGGGCUUAUGGUUUUCAAAACCAUGACUGAUUUUUAUGGCAUAAGACCAAGAACUGAACAUCAUUCCUGCGUGGUCGAUAUGUUGGGUCGAGCAGGAAGGUUAAGAGAGGCUGAGAGCUUUAUCAAGAUCAUGUCAAUAGAGAAGGAAGGAGCGGCUUGGGAGGCUUUUCUUGGGGCUUGUAUGAUACAUGGGGAGAUUGAGCUUGGAGCCAUGGCAGCUGAGAAGGUUAUGGAGAUCGAACCUGAGAGAGAAGGAGCUUAUAUUUUGUUGUCAAAUAUUUAUGCAGCUAAGGGAAAAUGGGAAGAUAAGGGAAAAAUUAGAAAGAGGUUAAAUGAAAGUGGGUUGAGAAAAGCAACUGGGUGUAGUUGGAUUGAAGUGAAGGGGGAGUUUAAGGAAUUUGUUGCAGGAGCCUUGUCAAACCAAUGCUCAAAUGAUAUUUACAAUUUGAUGAGAAAUUUGAACAAUGAAAUGAGUAUGGCAGGUUUUGUUCCUUCAAUUGAAAAGUCUGCAUAGGGAAUAAAAGCGUUGAUGAUGAUGGUGAUGAUGGUGAACUUUAGCAGAGUCUCCAACCAAUCCUCGGUGAAAUGUCCAUUCUAUAUUGGGUCUGUUUAUGUGGAGUCACUGAAGGGUGAGAAUGGGAGGAGGGGUAAAUGGCUCUCUUUAUCUUAAUGUUGUUCACAUCUAGUGCUUCAUGCACUAAGGAAUUGCGAUCCAUUGCAUCUGAUCUUACUGAUAAAGCCAUCAAAUGUGUAUGGUCUUCUAAAGAAAAUAAGCAAACGCUCUUCAUGCCAAGUGGGCAAAAAGGCUCUCAUGUUUAGAGUAAUCGCAGCCGCUGAAGGUUCAGUGAAACCAAGUCAGACAGAUGAAACGAUCCCAUUUUGGGCAAGGCCUGAUUCGGAUGAGCCUCCUCCUUGGGCCCGUGAUGAUGGAAAAGCUGAUGGUUCUCAACCACCUUUGAGAUUCCCUUUUAUGCCUAUCUUCUUGACUCUGCCAUAACUGCCAUUGCAGCGAUUGGUUGUCUUUGAAUAUGCCAAUCAAAGGCCGGGUUUUGGAGUAAUCGAUUCAGAUAGCAUAUUUUAUGCUCCUCUGCUAGGAUUCUUCGCCAUAACUGGCUUUUUUGUGGUUCUAAUCUGUACACGCUGCCAACAAAGCAACUGAGGAGCAGGAUCGGCGAGAUGGUUACCUAAAAUAACUGGUACUUCUCCAUUGUGAUAUAUGUGAUUUACGCAAUAUCUUAUUCCUUUUCAGCUCAAUGAUUUGCAAUUUUUAACUGCAAUAAGUUAUUAAGUUAUGUUGGGAUAUAAGUAUAAAAUUUACAAUUUAUCACUGCUUCUCUCAGUUGGUUGGCAGUUUGUGAUAUAAGGUUUCAAUUAUGCUUCUCAAAUGCUAUUCAUCACUUGCUGCUGCUAUUUCUGUUAUUUUUACUGCCAGGGUUGCUGCUACAACUACAGGUGCUCUAGUAAUUUUAAAUUUCGUAUAUUGUGUUUUUGUAAUUUGUAUGUUAUAUUUGCCAUAUAGUAACUGUGAUUUUUUGGCGUUUGUGUCAGUUUAGGAGUCACUUUUCCUGAGUCUGCACCUCUUCAAAACCUUGUUUUCUUAUCCCUUAUUACUCUAGUACUACUAUUGUAGCACUUUUAUCAAUUUGUUUGAUUUUCUUUAGCUCUUAAUUUCCAGUAAAUUCUAUUUGAUUAUACCAUUCUGCUAUCUGUUUUGGGCUUGUGGCAUUGAUUCGGUAUUAUGUAACGUUUUGAACAACUUAUGGAAACCUGUCAUUCUCUUUUCUUCUGUGAUUAUUACUAUAUUCAAUUGCUUGCAUAUUAUUGCUUUUUCAUUUUU